CGCACCAGAGGACGCCACGGUUCUCGCAAAAUGGCGUCCAACUUGGUAAAAUCGACUGCUCGAACGGUAAAACCCUUGCUUUCGCUGGACCAGAGCGAAGCGAGGCGAAGGGCCCUGAACUUGUACAAGGCUUGGUAUCGUCAGAUGCCUCACAUAGUGAAAAUCUACGACAUACCGGUAUCAGCGGAGCAAGCAAGGGCCAAGCUGCGGGAAGAGUACCUCAAGAACAAGCACGUUCGAGACAUUCGGGCCAUCGACUUGCUAGUUAUUAAGGGCCAAAUGGAGCUUGUGGAAACGCUCAGUAUCUUCAAGCAAAAAUCCCACGUUAUGAAUUACUUCAAGGAAACUGUCAACCCGAAGCCUACAGACUUUAUGUCAAAGUUCCUUGCGGGUUACUAGAAGCCUACAGUUCGUCGGAGGCGGCUAUCGCGGCCAGGUUGGCAGGCCUCUGAAGCUUCAAACUGCCACACGUUGCAAGCAAGAACUAGUUGUUGAACUGUACAUAAAGCACCUUAGCAAUCAAUAAACAACGUUUGAAAACAAA
Messenger RNA from Rhipicephalus microplus (southern cattle tick), 544 nucleotides. It is a transcript of the gene ND-B14, whose product is annotated as NADH dehydrogenase (ubiquinone) B14 subunit. Gene Ontology annotation, cellular component: respiratory chain complex I. Gene Ontology annotation, biological process: response to oxidative stress. The record is from RefSeq and is a predicted model, not a curated record. Lineage: Eukaryota; Metazoa; Arthropoda; Arachnida; Ixodida; Ixodidae.